Paralichthys olivaceus (Japanese flounder) is the source of this 4085-nucleotide messenger RNA. The record is from RefSeq and is a predicted model, not a curated record. NCBI's taxonomy places the organism in Eukaryota, Metazoa, Chordata, Actinopteri, Pleuronectiformes, Paralichthyidae.
GGAGACAGGACCAAACAGCUGAUGUCACCUUCCUUGUUUCUGUGUUGAGAGUGGGAUUCGAACGAGUCGAUACAGAUGAUCCAGCUGUUUGUCCGACAGAAGAACAUUCGGUCUGUUUACGUCGAUGAGCCAACGGUGUCGCUCUGGUGCAGUGAGUUUGCUCUCUCUGUCCUCAGACACCGAGUUUCCAUGGAGGCAGCUUCGCCCCUCAGCCUCAAACGAAGAUAUGAAGAGGUGGACCACGGCUCUCCGUUCUCGACGCCGAAGGACUCUGACGAUGACAUCUCCAGCAGUGACAGCGCCGACAGCUGCGACAGCCUCAACCCCCCCUCCAGCACCGCAUUUACCCCGACCUCCAUCCUCAGACAGCACAAGCCGUCACCGGGGGGGAAGCGGGUGCGCUUCGACGUGGUGACGGUUUACUACUUCCCCCGGCGGCAGGGCUUCACCAGCGUGCCCAGCCAGGGGGGCAGCUCCCUGGGCAUGGCCCGUCACCACUCCUCCAUCAGACACUACACGCUGGGCGAGUUUGCACGUGAACAGGAAACCAGCCACAGGCACACGUUACGCCAGCACCUGCGCCAAGAGAAGCUCAAUGCCCGCAAGAUGAAGCUGACGAGGAACGGCACAGUGGAGUGUGCUCAGGCCGACCUGCUGACCCUGGAGGACGUCUCAGACGAGGACCUGGAUGUGGACGGGGUGGAGGUGGACGACUGUUUCUUCCUUCAGCCGCUGCCCACAAAGCGCCGCCGGGCCCUGCUGCGAGCGUCUGGCAUCGCCCGCAUAGAUGCGCGGGAGAAAGCAGAGCUCAGAGCCAUCCGCCUCUCGCGGGAAGAAUGUGGCUGCGACUGCCGUCUGUACUGCGACCCUCGACACUGCGGCUGCAGCCAGGCCGGAAUCAAGUGCCAGGUGGAUCGGAUGUCUUUCCCGUGCGGCUGCUCUCGGGAUGGCUGUGGAAACGUAGCAGGUCGCAUCGAGUUCAACCCGCUGCGUGUGAGAACUCACUACCUGCACACCAUCAUGAAGCUGGACCUGGAGCAGAGGAGGAUGCUCAUCCAGGGGGCCGGGGACCAAUACGCUGAAUCUGACCCAAUAUCCUCCCCCACGUCCACCUGCCCUACUUCCCCCGACCUGUCCUCUGAGCUGGAGGAGAGCGAGAUGCAGACUGUCGUACAGGUUCAGGAUCUCCUGGCAGAGGAGGACAUACUGGAGCGAGAGAACGAGACGGCUGUGCUGCACCUGCAGAGCGCGGAGGAGCAGGAGAGGAGGGAGCGGGAGGAGGCCGAAGGGGAGGCAGUGCAGCAGGAGCUGGGUACUGGAGGUCUCACAGAGCAGCCUCUCUGCCUUCUGCCUGGGGCUUUAGGAGGGGAUCUGCCCGAGCAGGCGGAGGUGCCGGGUGUGGAGCAGGUCCUCCUGCAGGGGCCGUUCCCCACCGGGGCCACAGUGCUGUGCAUCUCUGACAACCAGGAGGAGAACCCCUCUGACCUCCUCAGAGACUCCACCUCUCUGCUCUACUAUCAACUCAGUCCCAUAGAACCUGGAGCCUUUGAGACGCUGCCCAGAGCGGAGGAGGCUGAACAGGAGGAGCGCUCGAUGAAAGAACCACAUGUGGGAGGAGGCGAGAGUGUGAAGGGGAAACAAGGAGGUGGAGAGGAGUCAAAAGAUGAUUCGCCUGAAAAAAUCACCCGCAGGCAGAAGUGUUUGAGCGACGUGAUUCUUUGCUCAGAGGAGCGCGUGGCAGUCGAGGAGGAGAAGCCGUCGAGUCGUCAGCGCAGCCGCCCUGAAGAUCAGAGCCGAGGGGCGUCCUGCUCGGAGGGAGAGCUGGAUCCACUGCCUCCUGAAGUUUAAUUCUAGCUUCUCUGCAGAUAUUUGCACAAUAGCUUCAUCAAAGAUGAAUAAAUAACAUAUUUACACAUUUAUUACAGCUAUCAUCGUGAACGAUCACAGGUUUCAAUCUCUUGUAUUGACCGUCACUAAAAUAUGUGGAGGAUGAGCUUGAGUAUAACGAUACACGAGGGUGGGGAGAUGCUGAAAGCACAUACACAUCACUCCUCAGAAGUAAUAUGGAUGCAGUUACAAGGCAACGUUGUACGUAAUUCAGUCGGGGGUGAUGGGUGCGGCCUUAAUGGAAAAACAUUAAAAAAAAACACUUGUGCGUAGGAGUCAUUCGUCGAUGAAAAGUCCAUCGAGUAGUGUUUUGAUAAUUUCCUACACAGCAAACAGAACAGUGUGUGAAUGCUAACAUAAGCCUUUUCUUUGGUGGUAUUUAAAGCUGUCAUCACAAAUUGUUUUGUCUCGCGCAAGAAGCUGGUGUGGUCAGAAACUCACCGGCUUAGUUUCCAUUACAGUCGUCGUGCUGUAGUCAAGCCAAACGAAGGCCUCUGAUAGUAUCCUCCGCUGAAAAUAGACCUAAUAAUCCUGGAAAUACUUGUUUUUUUGUGUACUGUAUAUGCAUUUGCAAAAGUGCAAGAGCGAGCCGAGGUUGCUGCUUUUUUAAAAAAUAUGUCUGCACGUUGUGAGCUGAGGGCAGUGAGCGUUAGUGGCUCUGCUGCAUCGAGACAUGAAGGUGAAGCGUCACGGAGCAGCAGACCAACACUGGCCUCAGUCGCUGCUCGUGCUCACCUCGGGCUGCGACUGUGGAUUCGUCGAAAGUAAAAGAAAAAGAAAAAAAACCCUAAAAACCUAGUUUACCUGUAGUUGCAAUGCCUAUGAUAUUAUUUCCGUUGGUAAUGUGUAUUUCGUGAAUUAGAUGAUGUUGGUCUUUGUUUUUUGUUUUUUUGAGUGAAAGGAAAUGUUUCUUUCAUGAUGCUAACACUAAGUAACACCAUGUAGUCGUGUCGUGUCAUGACGAAAUGCCAGAGUAGAUUUUCCCUCGCCCUCUUUUUUUUUUUUUUAAUCUCUCCACGAGUUGAAGAUUUGAUUCUGAAUCAAGUAAAAUAUCAUAUGAAGAAAUCAGAAUUUAGAGAGACAAAGAAAACGACAGCCUGUGCUCGUGAAAGAAGUUAUGAAAUGACGAGAGUUUACUAAUUUAUGGAACACUGACCACAACCUGAAUUAGUAUUUUUUUUAUUUUCACUCUUAAGGUGUGUUUGUGUGCGUGCGUGCCUAGGUCACAUGUGUACGCCCAGAGGUGUGUUUGCGUCUGAGUGGUCUCAGAGAUGUGUGUGUGUGUGUGUGUGAGUGUGAGGGGGUGGGGGGGUAUAAUAGUGAGGAUAUGUACUUUAUUUCUGAAAGGUGCUGACGUUACAAAUCCACAAUUCUCUACUUUCCUCCCGACCAUCACGAGAAACUAGAUUCCAUGGAGCUGUUUCUCAAUGACUUGACGGUAACGUGUGGGAGAGCCCCCUGUAGGAACGCAAUAGCUACUGCACUGAAAAAAAAAUCAUUACCGGGGCCAUUAUGGAAUGAGGUUGUUUCAGUCAUCCAGUAUGUAAAUGCAAUCGUGUAACUAUUUCAGUCUUUAAAUGUCUUUUUUGUCUGAUUGAUGCCGAUCUGUAUAAGUGUGCCGACUCUUCUUACACAAAACCGAUCCUUUGUUUCGUUGCUUGAAAUUACAGCUGUCGGUAAAAGCUGACGCCAAACACAGGAUGUGCUGCCGUGUAGGAGACGUCUGAUGUUUUACUUUUUUUGCCUUUUCAUUUUUAAACUGUCUUAAUAUAAAUCUACUUAAAGGUUGCACCAAAGCAGUGGUUUCAGGCCUGAUGAACAGAUGCUUACAUCCAUCAGACUCUAACGAAGCAGCCUCUGCCAGGCUUUAGAAUUACUGUUGUGUUCUCAUGUAUUCUCGGCCGUGCAACAGCACCAUCUUUGAGGUGACGAUGAUUACAAGCUGCCUGUUGUUGAGCUUUUGUCCUCGGCUUUCCACUAAUAGACUUAGGUUUGAAACCACCGCAUCAAAUGAACUCCAGUGCACCACGUGAUUGUGUGUUUGUCGAUGUGAAUGAGGAGUGUGACUGUCGGAGAGACUGAUAUGAUUUGACUUCAUCCAAGGAGCCGUGGGAACGACUCUCAUGCUAACUGUUGCCUAAAGUGGACAAAAAAGUUUUUUAUACAAAAGUAAAAACAAUAAAAUACUAAUUUCAAAA